Molecule: messenger RNA, 326 nt
Organism: Acomys russatus (golden spiny mouse)
Lineage: Eukaryota; Metazoa; Chordata; Mammalia; Rodentia; Muridae
Gene: Spink7
Product: serine peptidase inhibitor Kazal type 7
Exons: 4
Coding region: 1-258 (85 amino acids)
Molecular function (GO): protein binding
Source: RefSeq, a predicted model, not a curated record
AUGAAGCUCAUUGCGGGUCUCCUGCUGCUCUUCACAGUAACUUAUUUCUGCACCAGCUCGGAAGUUAUCAGCCACCCAUUAGCAACGGUGGACUGUGACAUUUACAAGAAGUACCCAGUGGUGGCCAUCCCUUGUCCCAUUGAAAACACGCCAGUCUGUGGCUCUGACUACAUCACCUAUGGGAAUAAAUGCAAGUUGUGUACAGAGAUCUUGAGAAGUAAUGGAAAAAUUCAGUUUCUUCGUGAAGGGCACUGCUAACUUCUCCAUGGACAAAGAGAGAACGGUGAUGCCGCCAUCGUGUGCAUUGUGUGUCGGCUCUGAUGGAC